UAAGGAAAUGCCGGUUAUCAGCAUUUCUCUCCUCCCGAGCUGUCACACUGACAGCUCUGUGCCUUGAUGAUCAGUGUAGCCCCAUCAAUGCCACCUGCCAGUGACCAUCAGUGCCACAUGAAUGCCACAUAUCAGUGCCUACCAGUGCACAUCAAUGCCACAUACCAGUGCCCAUCUGAACUGCCUUUCAGUGCCACCUAUCAUUGCCAGUCAGUGCCACCUAUCAAUGCCAGUCAGUGCUGCCAAUCAGUGCCACCUAUCAGUGACAGUCAGUGCCGCCUAUCAGUGCCCGUCAGU
Messenger RNA from Staurois parvus, 297 nucleotides. NCBI's taxonomy places the organism in Eukaryota, Metazoa, Chordata, Amphibia, Anura, Ranidae. The record is from the annotation of a GenBank genome assembly.